Molecule: messenger RNA, 8388 nt
Organism: Nothobranchius furzeri (turquoise killifish)
Lineage: Eukaryota; Metazoa; Chordata; Actinopteri; Cyprinodontiformes; Nothobranchiidae
Source: RefSeq, a predicted model, not a curated record
CCCCCCUUACCUUCUCCUCCCCAGCUCAUCGGGCCUCCGAGAGCAUCUGUCACCGCAGGGGGCCAGCCAGGGAUGAGAUGAAUGACCCCCCAGUGGAUUCCCUCCCUCCUCAGCAAAUGGCACAGGACAGAGGAGAGCGCAGAGGAGUUAGGGGGAGGGUUCUGUGUGGACGUGUGUUUGUUUGCAUGUGAGUGAGAUAGAGAGGCAGAGUGGGAAUGAGAGUUUCUGCCUCACCGAGAGGAAUUCCCAAUUCUUUCUGUGGAGAAUCAUGACAACGGUGACUUCAAGGAAAGACUGAAGCUCCACGCGUGCACACUGCCUGGAGAAAUUCCCAAAAAAGGACCUAACAUGGACUAAAUUUGAGGAAGAUCUGCUGUGCCUGCACAUUUUUGGGAUUUUAAGGGCUUGCCAACUGGUGGAGGAGUCAUGGAAGGCCCUGCUGUAAGGAAUGACGCGUCUUUGCUGAUCGUUUCUGCUGAUUGGUAGAAAUCCAGCAUGUAGCACAAGUGAACGAGUCCCUUCACGCCUGGGAACAGAUCAACAUCAUAAUGGGGAAUUCAUAUGCGGGGCAGCUGAAGUCCGCUCGUUUUGAAGAGGCUCUGCACAACUCGAUAGAGGCGUCGCUGCGCUCCAGCAGCGGAGACCCACAGCCCAUCUUCACACAGCUCUACUUAGACCCCGAGCCCUAUUCAGGUAACAUGGAAGCAGACGUGAAGUCCAAAGCUGACAUGGCGCUUCAAAGCGGGGAGAACCCGGGGCAUGAGCUAACCAACGGUAACUCCUCCAAUGAUGUGGAGGAGCUGGAGGAGGAGGAUGACUCUGACAGCAGCAGUCCUCCUCUUCCCUACCUGCAAGCCCCUGCACCCGAUGGCUGCUGCACUCUCGACGGGUUCUGUCAGGCUGGUAAGGAUCUCCGUCUGGUCACCAUAGCAACAGAAUCCAUUGAAGUCCCAGCAGGCUUCGAACUGGUUGGUGCCAAGUCCCCCAGCAUCCCUGAGCACAUCCUGGUGUGUGCCGUGGACCGCCGCUUUUUGCCUGAUGAGAAUGGGAAAAAUGCACUUUUAGGUUUUUCAGGAAACUGUGUGGGCUGUGGUGAGAAGGGUUUUAGAUACUUCACUGAGUUUUCCAAUCACAUCAACCUGAAGUUGUCCACCCAACCAAAGAAGCAGAAGCACUUAAAAUACUACCUGGUGAAGAAUUCUCAAGGUGCUCUGUGCAAAGGACCCCUUAUCUGCUGGAAAGAUGUUAGCCUUUUUCUGUUCAGAAGAAACGCUUUUCCUUCAAAAAACAGUAAAACCCAUCAGUUUUCCAGCUGUGCAUCAGCCUCCAAACCGAACUCGUCGUUGUCACUAAGCAGCAAAGAAAACGGCGCCACCAGCGGGCACAGCUCCCCUCCAUUCUCCCAUUCAGAUUCUCCACCCACCAGGAUGGUGCAAGCCUCCACUGUCUUUUUCGGCAACCAGGACCUUGGAAGAGACUGUAGUUUCCUCAAACCUGUCACAUCCACUCCAGGAACCAAGACUCUGCCAAUAGUACCCACAGCUCUCCGGGUGACCGGGCCAACUAGUAACCUGGGUGUUGAUGCGCACCCUUCCUUACUGGGCACCUCCCAGGUCUCCAUGGUGCCCCCGAGUCACGGGUACCGCUCAACUGACUUAGGAGACAGCCCCGUUUCAUCUGCCAUGAACUCCGGUCCUCCAAAGAAGCGUCAUCGUGGCUGGCACCCUGCCCCACUGGUCCCCGUCCCACCGACAGCUGUCCCUGUGCCCGCCAUCCGGCCGAUACUUUGCUCUCCAGGCCCUGUUCUAGCUGUCUCCUCUCCUCAGCCACUGGCGACAGGUGUCAUCCAGCCUCAGCCCGUCAGCGCAGGAGAAACGGUCAUCGUCCCAGAGAAUCUGCUCAACUCCUCAGGAGUGCGUCCCGUCAUCCUAAUUGGCCAUGGCACUUUACCUUAUUUCUAUGGGAACGUUGGCAACAUAGUGGUGAGCCCCCUGCUGGUCAGUUGCUAUAAGAGCAGCAAGCUGACCGAAAAGACCCUGGAGACUUUGGGCCUCCACGGCAGCCAGAUACUCAGCGUGGACACGAUGAUAUUGCUCACGCUGCAGUAUCUUGCACGUUUAGGUUCUGAGCAGAUUCCUCUCAGGGAGGAGCUGGAGCAGAUAGUUCUGAAAGCCAUGCUCUGCUGUCCUGGGAACCCCUCCAUCUCUCCGGCCCAGCUCCCUUGGCUGGCUCGGCUCGAAGCAAGCGUCUCUGGCGGUAGCGUCCACGUGGUCAUUGCCCACAGUUCUUUGGGGGAGGGCAUAUCAGAGUCCCUGCGUACUCUCAGUGAACGUCCUCCCCACCAGCAGCGGUGCCUGCCAACCUACGUGGUCAUUAUAUGUGCCUCGAAAAUAAGCGGCAAUGAGUUUUGUGUGCUUGUUUUGGGAAAGUACCAAGCACGUGCCUUAGCUGAAGGAAUGCUGACAACCAACGAGUUUCUGAAGGAAAUAAGCUACGAACUCAUCACGGGGAAAGUCAGCGUCCUGGCUUCUCACUUCAAAACCACUUCUCUUGGGGACAAUCUUGACAAGCAACUCGUACGAUACCAGCGCAGACGCAAAGGACAGGUCAUCCAGCCCUUUCAGGGCGAUGUCACUGACCACAUCCACUCCCAGGAAGCUGCCAGCAUGUCGCCACCACCAGACACAGCUGAUCUUCUGAAUAAGGUCUUUCAGAUCUAUCCGGCCCAGCUGACCGUGGCUCGUAGCCUCCUCUCUCAGGUCUGCUCCAUCGCCGAUUCAGGGACCCAGAACCUGGACCUGGGUCGCUUUUGUAAAGUGGACUUUCUGGUUCUGGUCCCUCCCUCUCACAUUCUGGUUCACCAAACGGCACAGCGCAUCCGACAGUCAGGAGUGCUCGUCGACCUGGGGAAUGAAGAUGCCUUUACGGCUCACCAGAGAUCAGAAAAGUACGUGGUGCGUCUAGAUGCUGACGUCCACACCAAGAUGGAGGCCUUCAUGAAGAAAGUCAAGCAGAACCCCUACACCCUGUUUGUCCUCAUUCACGACAACUCGCACGUCGACCUCACGAGUGCUCUGUCGGGCUCCGUGUGCCACGGCGAGCUGCAGGGUCUCGCUGACCGGGUGGUGAACUGCCAGGAAGUCCUGGAUGCAAUGAACCUCUUGGUCCUGCAGGUCAGCUGCUUCCCCUACACUCUGCAGACCCGCCAAUCACGCAUCAGCACCCACAACGAGAUCCACUGGCCUUCCACCGAAAGUCUGCAGAGGGAGCAGUCUCCCGAGGACACUGUCUACUUUGGCCUGAGGGACUACAGCAGCUCCCUGCAGUGGGGCGUGGCCAGUCCCAUCCUGCGCUGCGAUGACGCCUUUGAGAAGAUGGUUCAUACUCUCCUAGACAAACACCCCCACCUUCACAGCAUGGUGAUACGCAGCUAUCUGCUGAUUCAGCAGUACACAGAGGCCAUGAUGGCCCUGACCUCUUCCCCGUCCCUGAGGGACCACAUAACCCCGGAGACCCUGGCCAUGGUGGAGGACCUGAUCAACGCUCCCAGCCGCGAGGGAUCCCGGGGCCGCGGCCACAUGCUGCUAGUUCGUGUCCCCUCCCUGCAGCUGGCGAUGUUGGCUCGAGAGAGAUUAGAGGACGUGAGGGACAAGCUGGGCCUCCAGCUGUGCUUCGCAGUGCUGCUGGGAAGUCCUGUGUCCGAACUCAGCUUGUCCAGAAACUUCAUCAACCUUAUCAAGACGUGGCGAGACUGCGAGAGUGAAGACUGGGUACCGCACACUUAUGAAGAUCUGGAAGGGUUGCCCUGUAUUGUCAUUCUCACAGGAAAAGACCCUCUGGGAGAGACUUUUCCCAGGUCUCUUAAAUACACUGACCUGCGUCUGAUCGACUCCAGCUAUCUGACUCGAACAGCCCUGGAGCAGGAGGUGGGUCUGGCUUGUACCUAUGUGUCUAUGGGUGUGGUCCAGGAGUCCAGGACAGCUGUGGCUCCUCGGGACUCAGACGGGGAGAAGACCACCAUCAGCUUGAAUGACGGAGAUGAGCUGGAGAGGCCUCAGAGCAACGGCAGUGCUGCUACCAGAACGUCUGGCUCCUUGGCUGAGAAUGGGGUCAGCUCAUCAGACGUAGCUGAUUCUUUUCAGAAGCCCUCCACCUCCACUUCCCAACCAGAAGGCGUCCUAACCUCGGACAUCAGCACGCUAACCGAGAGAUUCAAGCAGGAGUGCGACUCUCCAGGAAGCCAGCUUUCCUCCAACCCUUCAAAAACCACCAAUGCUCCUCCAUCUCUCUACUCCAGCUCCUCAUCUUCCUCCCCCUCCACAUCCUCCUCCUCCACCCAGAGGCCCAGCCAGUCCACGCAGUGCGGCCGAGCCUCCAAGUCCUCUAGGGUGUCACCUCGGACGGUCAUUUUGUCAAGAGCUGCGUACAGCCUUCUGGCGGGAGAGUCGGGGAGUCAGCUGAGCUCCUUCUCACUUCUUCCUCAUGCUGACGUAGCCUGGAGCAGUCCACUGAGGCCUCCCAUCAAUUACAACCCACAGGGGGAAGAACAGAGCUCGUACUACCGCCAGUGGACUGUUGCCAGGCAGCAUCAUGCUGAUUAUGAAGCACCGCCCGACCCGCAUCCACGGCGCCUGUUACUCAGCGGACCGCCACAGAUUGGGAAAACUGGUGCCUACCUCCAGUUUCUACGUAUUCUGUUUCGUAUGCUCAUAAGAUUGCUGGAGGUGGACGUGUAUGAUGAGGAGGAAGAUGGCGAGGAAGAAACAUCUGACGUUACAGCUCCGGUACAUUCCCAGUGGCCUGACAUUGAGGAAGUUCGAAAGCUUCCCUUUGAUCCCAGUCCCAGAGACCCUAAGUUCAAGAAAGCCAGCCCUGUUUACUGUGACAAGAUGCCAAAGAGCUCAGGAGGGUUUAAGCAGGAAGAGAGCCACAGGCAGGCCAAGCGAGUGACUAAAUCUAUACGGCUCAGCAGAUUCGCUGCCCACAAUUCUUUCCAUCACUGUGAGCAGUGUCACCACUAUUGUGAGGCUGUUCCUGCAACACAGCUAUCAGAAUGCUCCUUACAUGCGUUCACCUUCUGCUCAUCUAUGCUGGGAGAGGAAGUCCAACUCCAGUUUUUCAUUCCCAAAUCAAAGGAGCAGCACUUUGUAUUCAGUCAAGAGGGCAGCCAUUUGGAGAGUUUACGUCUGCCUCUGGCCUCCAAGGACCCCGACCUUCUGAAGAGUCCGAUCUUCACCCCAACAACGGGGCGGCAGGAGAACGGCCUGCUCAACCUUUUCCACGCCAUGGAGGGCGCUGAUCAUCUGCACAUCCUGGUGGUCAAACAGUUUGAGUUGCACCACUACAGGAAGUACUGGCCCAACCACAUCCUGCUUGUCCUGCCUGCCAUGUUCAACAAUGCUGGAGUUGGAGCUGCUCGCUUCAUGAUCAAAGAGCUGUCAUAUCAUAACCUGGAGCUGGAGAGAAACCGCCUGGAGGAACAGGGUGUCAAGAGGCAAGACGUGUGGCCUUUCAUUGUCAUGAUGGACGACUCCUGUGUGCAGUGGAACACCUGCCAGUCAGCAGAUGGGAGUGACACGUCAGACGGAGGCUCUAGUCUCUCCAAUGUGUCACUGAAGUCGGUGCUGCAGCAGAUGGAGAACACGCCAAAGAUCUCCCUGUAUGCCAUGUGUGGCAUCCGUAAGUGGAGCAGCAGCCUACCUUGCAGGUCUCCCAGCAGCCCCUUCAGCCGUUGUCAUCUUCAUGACUUUGUGAUGCUCAACGUGGACCUGACCCAGAAUGUUCAGUAUGAUCUUAACCGGUAUGGCUGUGAGGAGGUGGAUUUUAAUCUGAGGGUUAAUAGCAGCGGGCUGCUCCUGUGCCGCUUCAACAACUUCUUCCUGAUGAAGAAACACAUUCCAGUCGGGGGAAACAAAGACUUUGUGGUCAAACCUAAACUCAUGGAGAUAGAAAACAAAGCUUCCAUCAGCCCUUCGCAGUACGUUUGCGCCCCAGACAGCGAGCAGACCCUAUUAGAGGCGCCGGCACAGUUCCUGCUGGAAAGCUUCCUGCAGAACUGCAGCCACAGACUGUUUCCAAAAGCUGUUCAGAACAGAAACAACCCAGUUCUGUCCAUCGACAGCUACCUCAACCUCAGCCCAGAGAUCACCGUGUGCUACAUCAACUCUCGUCCACACUCCACCAAUCUUAACCAUCAGGGUUUGGUGUUCAGUGGCCUCCUGCUUUAUCUCUGUGACUCCUUCGUUGUCUCUGGACUCCUCAAGAGGUUCCGCUUUCUGAAAGGCGCCACCCUCUGCGUGAUCUGUCAGGACCGAAGUUCCCUGCGUCAGACCAUCGUCCGACUGGAGCUGGAGGACGAGUGGCAGUUCCGCCUUCGGGACGAGUUUCAGACAGCCAACUGCAGCGAGGAUCGGCCCCUGUACUUUUUGACUGGCCGCCAUGUUUGAAAAGAGUUCUGUUGGAGAUUCAAGAGUAGAUUUAAACCAGCCAGCAGCAACAAUUCUGUUAAGGCAGGCGGCUGUUCCUAGAGCCGUACUCCUACAGCAGCGCACCAAGCCUGACUACAAACUUAACUACCCCCCUUAAAAAAGACUGCUGUGGGGAGGAGUACAACUGAACUUAAAAUGUACAAUUUAGUCGUCAUAUUUUGCUAAAGUGGACACCCUCUGAUCUGUAGCAGGACCUUCGGAGGAUUGUGUGUGUGUGUCUCCACGAACUUUGAUUCCAGUGUGUCCAUUCCUGGACAUUCACAUUUAUCUCAGGGUUUCUAAUAAAGGGAGAUGGAAGGAAAGUGACUUACAGGCGUUAGGCUGUUCCUCCCUCCUAACAGUAUGUAUUUAGCAUUAACUUAUGUCGGCACCAAAGACUCAGCUGCACCUUUUCUCCUUUUGCUUUCAGCUCUGCCUCUGAAACUCCACGAAACCAUUAUAUAAACACAGAGUUUAGCGUUUUACGGCAUUUCAUCAAUAAAAUGAACAAAUUCUACUCUUUAUAUCAAUAUAUGUUGAACCAUAAGUAAAUAUUUAAUCUAGCACAUUUAAACAUUUCUAUUGUGCCUCUAAAAUAUUUGUGGCAUCGAUAAUCUUUUAUGACAGGAAGCUGUGUCGGGGUAGGUUUUCGUUUCCAAAUGACUGAAAUUUCACAACUUGAGGAAGUUUACGAGUUGUGGCUUUUAGAGAAUGUAAGGCUUUAUUGUUGUUUUGUGACUUGAACUGAAACCCAGGCAAUACAACCCCGACUUAGAUGCAGGAAUCAGGUGUUAACACCAAUCACAGCUGCUCUAAUUUCCCUCUGGGAUUAAUAAAGUAUUUUUGAAUUUAAUUAGAAUUGAAUUGUGAACUCAAAUUGUAAAACAAACGUUUGACAUUUUUGACAUUUUGCUGACUUGACUGCUGUGCAAAAUGUCACAAUCAAGCUUCCUCACUGCCAAUCAUCUCACUUGGGACAACAGAUCCCGUUGUCUUUUCAUGCGGCUGACUGUUUUGUCUAUCUCAGCUGCCAUUUGUGUACACCCACCACCACCACCCAACAAACACACACCCUACACUGAAAGAAAUGGUACUCAAGAAGGUGACACAAAAGCAGCUUGUCAAGCCAGUGACAUACUUGAACGUUUUUGUUAUGUUUCUCCACAGGGUUGUCCAAAGAAUAUGCCUUAAAUGAUGUUAAACACAAGUAACCUGUUCCAACGACCAAUGAGAAUGGAGAAUGAUUGUGAGGCCAAGACUUGGACUUUGUCUGACUGAUGCUGGAUGAAAUUAUUGGCUUUUGGACUGCUGUGCUGUUUAAAGCUUUGUUUACAUUAUUAAUAUAUUUUAUCAUCCCCACCCACCCCCACCCUCUGAUGGUUAAAAUAGUUAGUUUUUGGUUGUGUCCGUCUCCAUUUUAUGCUACGGAGGCAAAAAUAAAUUACCUAGAUAUAUUGUUAGAUUUUAUUGAAAAAAAAAAAAGGUCCAUAUAGGAUUUUUUAAUUUAUUUGACAAGCAUUUUAGAAAAAUAAUCCUUUUGAAGUGUGAUACCCACGUUAGUGUUUGCACAGGAAUCCAACCGGAUGAUUGAAUGUCCUUGGGGGUAGGAAAUAUAAACUUGCACUAUUCAAGUGGAUUAUUAUAAGUGAAACAAAUUGGUCCAAAUGUAAGACAGGUAUCAUUCUCUAUUGGUCCAUCGAAUGUGUUUUUUCUUUCUUUAAAUCAAAUUCUUAAUAUGCAACUUGCUCUCACAAUCUUCACUAAUAGGUGUUUCAUGUGUUUGUGCAGCUCACUGGUAGCCUUGGUGCCCUGGUUAAUCUACCUCAUGUUUACCAUUGUGAUUGCUGGCUGUGAAAAAUAUAACAGUCAAGUCCUGUUAUUGUUGUUGAAAUGUAUGAAUGUAAUAAAAAUUAGUUCUAAA